Lytechinus pictus (painted urchin) is the source of this 3672-nucleotide messenger RNA. Its product is annotated as muscle M-line assembly protein unc-89-like. The coding region runs from base 471 to 2702 and encodes 743 amino acids. The record is from RefSeq and is a predicted model, not a curated record. Gene Ontology annotation, molecular function: ATP binding; nucleic acid binding. The transcript is spliced from 2 exons. NCBI's taxonomy places the organism in Eukaryota, Metazoa, Echinodermata, Echinoidea, Temnopleuroida, Toxopneustidae. Gene Ontology annotation, cellular component: cytoplasm.
UAUCAAGUAUCAGCAAGUAGAUCAGUGUAAUUUCAAGCUGAGGUCAAAGGUCAGCUGGUAUCAAUUAAACUAUGUUACAAAAGACUGAUUUUGAUUAUUCCAUAUAAUUUUGAAACCUUUAGUUAAACUUGGGUAUUUUGAUGAUACAUGAAAAUUAAUUAAAAUUGUUUUUUGUGAGUCAUCAAAUACAUGAGUAUAUUUUAGGUCACUUGGUCAAGGUCAAAGAUCAUUUAAGAUCAAUUAACUAAUAAAAAAUUCUAUGUUUUGUUCAUUAUUUAAAAAGUAUUUUAUCAAACCGUUAAUGAAUCACUUAAUGCAUGCAAGACUGCCAGGGGCAUUCCACUUGACUUGUUAAAUUCCAUUUUAGUUUUAUUGCUUACAGCUACAGUGGUCAUUUUGCUUAUUCUGAUAUUCAUUUUGUUUUUCUCUUGCGUUCGUUCCCCUCUACAGCUCAACUGCAACCAGGGCAAAUGGAAGAAAUGACACAAUCAUUCGCAUUGAUGUCUGUGCCAGGUUCCCUAAAAAGUGCGGAAGCAGUUGCAGGUGACCAACAUGGUCAACCCCAGGUAAUGAAUGUCCACCCAGCCAGCCAGAUGUCCACUCAGUCAAGUCGAGGGUCCUUGAGGAAAAGACCAGGUGCGAUUGUUCAGUCUGAUCCCGGCGUCUCACCAAACCAGAAGCCAUGUAUCCAACAGCACUCUCCUGUUGAUGAUAGAUCUCCUCCUCUUCCAGGCAGUGGUCAAGUUGGAAGAGGUCCUGCAGGUGCCUGUGGUCAGGUUAUCAGCUAUGGUGGUGGAGUGCAGGCACAGCCUGUAGAACAUCCGUCAGAUGAGCCAUCCCUCAAAUCCAGAGAUUCUCUUCCAAGUAUCAAGGAAAGGGAUCAAGUAGGAUCACAAAAGAUACAACAAAUAAAACUCCUCAAUGUGCAACCAGAAUCAACUACAGGAUCAGCACAACUAUCAGUUCCUGCUCAGCCGAGUUCUGGAACCCAAGAAGAUGAUGAUGAUGGGGGACUCUGGCUUCAUCCAUCUGGAAAGACACCAGAUCGACCUGUUAACCCUAAGACAGCAUGGGCUGAAUCAACCACAUCCACACAAUCUGACCAAAUAAGUCCGUUGCAAUCCCGGGAAUACACUCCACCUGCAGUCAACAGAACACCCGAGUCAUCUGCAGCGAGCAGUGCUUUGUCAGGAGAUGUGGCUCUUUCUGCUUCUCAUUCUCUUAAGGAUUAUGAAGAGAAUACUAGGAUAAGUACAGAAACAGGAAACAUGUCUUUGGAUGAAAUUAAUGACAUUUUCUGUUCUAAAGAUACAGAGAAAGAUAGCAUAUGUAGCAAGAGUAUGGAAAGUCCCGAAUUAGAUGUGGUUGAAGACGUUGCAGAAAAUUUUUCUAAGAUGCAAGUAAACAAGGAGAAGAGAGAAGAAGAUAAAGAGAAAGAUGACGAGGAUGAGAAAGAAAAGUGUGAAAUUGAGUCUGAAUCAGAGGAAGAAAUAGAAGAAGUUGAAAAUAUGCCAGAAGACGGGAACAUACCCGAAGCUCUGACGAUAUCAGAAGCUCGGAGGAUGUCGGAUGCCAGUGCAAGCAACAUUGAGCCAGUUGAACUCGAAGACGAAUACAUCAAUCUUCCAACGAAAAAGGAAGAAAUGCCAGAUUCUGACGUGGGUACUUUUGAAUCCAGUGAAGGGUCAUGGCCAGCUCUUGCUGUAGCACAACAGCUAAGUGAUGAGAAGGCUAGGAAGGAGGAGGAAGAGGCUAAAAUUGAGUAUGACCCGACCACAGGGAUAGAGAAGACAUUGUAUGAGAAGAUGAAGGAACAUCCUGAAACUCUAUCAUCAGCGGAACAUGAUCUUAUCAAGAAGCAAAUGAUGCAACAUCUGCAGAAGAAAGCCAAUCCAAUGAAGAAGAAUGAACCAGAGUUGCCAUUUGAUCCAGAGGGCAAGCUAUCUGAAUAUCAGAAAGAACUUGGGGUACCAGGACUCCUGGGCUUCAAUUACAUCAUAUGUGCACCCAGCCGUACCGGAAAGGCCUUGACUGCCGCAGUUGUCUGUAAUCAUCAGAGGGAACUAAGCCUCAUGAAACAGGACAAAAAGCCCUUCAAAUGUCUCUUUGUUACUCCUGGUGAUGCCAUCAAGGAACGUCACCGAAGAUCCUUUGUAGAUGUCUUCCCUCCAAGUGCUAUAGUAGUCCUGGACAGCACUUUCAAGUUCCGAGAAGUCUUUGACCAACCUUCCGUUAACCUUGUCAUGAUGACAGGCGUACGGCUUAGCGUUGUCCUUGAUGAAGGAGACCUUGAGUUUAGUGAAGUCCAUACAAUGAUCAUUGAUGAAUGCCAUCUUGCUGCAAGUGAUCAUCCUGGAUUUGGUGAGAUUAUCAAGAAGUAUCUGCUGGAAAAGAAGCGUAUACUUGCCAGCAAAGCACCAAAGGGAGCCUGGACAGUAGGGAAACCUUAUGGUGGAAUCGCACGUGUCAUUGGUUUGACUCCGCAUCUUGGGGCCGGGAUGAAGCAGUUCUGCAGAGACAACAUCGUCCAACAGUGUGGCCUCCUGGAUAGCAAAGGCAUCCGGAGGGUUGAGGAUGUCACCAACCUCACCGAUCUCCUAGACACCAACAAGCCACCAGAGAUAGACACCAUGCUCCUGACAUCUUCCUCUGGGUCUUCUGUCAAACGCAAUUUCAGGUUGGUAGACUGCAACUCUUUGUAAGCACCUUCCGUCCAUUGGAAGAACAUCCACUUUCAUUGCAUUAUCAAAACUCUACACAUCUCUUUUCGGAUCAGUCAUUUCAUAUUUCUUUCUCUCUUUUGUUUAUGUAUUAUGUAUUUUGAUGUUUUUCUUUUUAAAUGUUAUAUGUAUUGUGAACUAUGAAGAGUGCAGUAAUUGCUGGUUUUUAUUAGUAUUAAUGGCAGUGACUUGAUAUUUCCUUAUGUUGUGAUUUGUCUGAACAUAUUCGAUUAGGAUUAGUGUUGUGAACUUGUGAUAGGGUUUGGGGUUUCAGAAUUCUGUCAGGAUUAUUAUUAGGGUUAUUGCAUGGUUAAGAUUUACAUGUAGGUCAUGGCUCCCGUUAGGUUAGAUGUGCAAAUCUACGAUGAUUGUCAUUGUAGCCAGAGCAAGCAUCAUGGAACCUCUUUGGCUAGAAAUUAAACUGCUUUUGACAUGUGUGUCUUAAGACCACCAUACUACCCCCAAAUUUUGAAUAAAGCAGCGUAACAUUUGAUGUGAAUAUUGAGACAGAAAAUUUUAUUGUGCAAAUUUCUCAAUCUUCUUGCAUGUACUUUCGUUGAAAUCCAUGAUUAUGCUAACCUCCUGAAAAUAAUAUGAUAUAAACAGAUAAAGAAAAAUCAGACAAACAAAACACUAAAAAUUUGAUCAAAAUUGGACAAGGAAUAACAAAGUUAUGGCAUCUUAAAGAUUUGCAUUAUUCCGGUGAAACAGUCGUAGGCAUGUCUUCAUGAAUAUUCAAUGAGCAAAUCGAUGAUGUCAUAUCCCCACUUGUUCCUUUGUGUUUUAAAUAUGAAAUUAGGUUUAUUCACAUUUUUACUACCAAAAACUGAAAAAAUAGAUUGACAACUGAUUUAAUACAUUAGCUAUUCAUUGCUGCAACUUAUUUCAUUCCAAAGGAGACACAUUGUUUACACAUGUAUGAAAAUAUGAAACAAUUAUGACUUCAUGUAUU